UUCUUACACCAUACUCCCGCGCUUUCUAUCAUGGCAGCCGUUGCGCAAAAUCCGGUCAUGAUAUCCAAUCUUCCAUCUAUACUUGACGAUAGUGAUUCAUCCCCAGUGGACAUCACACACCUCUCUGGAAUGACAAUGACCGAAACCAUCAAAGAACGACAACCGCAGAUUCAUUUCACCCAUGCCACAGAAUCGGCAUCUAAACUCACUUCCAACAGAUCGUCGAUGGCUUCUGUCUCCACUACAAAAUCCCAACUCAGACACUCCAACCAGGUUCUGAUUGGCAUGCUCCAGAACAUUCAGAGUGAACUGGAAGCCCAUCGGUCGCUUAUGUUGGACAUUCGAGAUCGGGUAGCCCAUCUUGAAGAUGAUACCGAAGCCAGUGUCUACCACGAUGCUUAUGCACUCCGAGCAUUGGAAGGAAACAAGCGUGGUAGUUGGCUUCCUCCUCUGCCACCCCCGGAAGGACUGUCAUGGUGGAAUGCAGUUCAGGCAUUCGCUCGCAACUCUGAGCCACCCAUCAGCGCUACUGAGUUUCUACGAACACCGAGACCGUGCUCAGCUAUUGAUUGGCCAUUGGGCCCUGCUCCGGCCGUCGAAUCAGUCACUCCGCCUGAUGUGGACGACCUUCCUCCGUUGACACCUACGUCGGAAAGCGAGAACAGUGAUCUUGAUACACCAAUCAGGCAUGACAUCAACCUCGGUAAAAGAAUCUCUUCGCCGAGGCCAAACUCGAGCUCAGUGGAAAAUGAGAAUGAUAUCAAGGAAAUCGAGGUAGAAUUUGAUAAGAUCAAACUGCCAGCACCCCCUCUCCUCAAGCCAGCUCCAGCAGGAAGACCGACGGCCACCAGCGACGAGACCGCCGAUCCAGUCGCCGAGCCUACGGAGCCGAUCACCGAGACUAUAGAUAAGGUCUCUGAGCCACCUAUCGAAACAGAAUCUAAACUGAUGGAAAGCUCCAUGCGUUUUUACAAGGGAGUGAAGAGCUUGAUCACUUACAAGGCUCUUCUAAAGCAUAAGUCUACAGAGAAAGGUCAGUCGAAACCCCAAUCAUUAUGA
Periconia digitata is the source of this 1059-nucleotide messenger RNA. Lineage: Eukaryota; Fungi; Ascomycota; Dothideomycetes; Pleosporales; Periconiaceae. The record is from the annotation of a GenBank genome assembly.